AACUCAAGCUGACCACCACGGACAAGUCCACACCUUUCUCUUUCUCUCUCUUUAGAAUCUCUUCCCUGACAUUUGAAUCCGAAAUUGUAUGAAAUUCUUCUCCUCUAAGCUUCAAUACGUUUUUAUACUUUUCUAAGAUCAGACCAAAUUCACUAUUUAGAUCUCAAGAUAUCUCUUUUCUUGGUGCCUGCAAGUGAUCUUAAUUGAAGUGAACAGUCAUCGAGAAAAUGGCCGGUCGUUAUGAUAGCAAUCCUUUCGAAGAAGAAGAAGUUAACCCCUUUGCUGAUGGAGGUGGACGAGGAAAAACAUCCAAUCAGUCAACAUAUACUGGGAGUGUUCCUCCUGUUACAAACUCAAGGCUUUCACCCCUUCCUCCAGAGCCUGCUGAUUUCUACAAUCCUACGGCUCCAGUCAAUAUUCCUCUUGAUAGUACUUCGGAUUUGAAAAAGAAAGAAAGAGAACUGCAGGCUAAGGAAGCUGAAUUGAAACGGAGGGAACAGGAAGUAAGGCGGAAAGAAGAGGCUGCUGCAAGAGCUGGCAUUGUUCUUGAGGAGAAAAACUGGCCUCCUUUUUUUCCUAUUAUCCAUCAUGAUAUUGCAAAUGAAAUACCGAUUCAUCUUCAGAAGCUGCAGUAUGUUGCAUUUACAACCUUUUUAGGACUUGCGUUUUCCCUUCUAUGGAACGUCAUAGCUGUGACUACUGCAUGGAUUAAACAGGGAGAUCCAAAGAUUUGGUUUCUUGCCAUUAUCUACUUGAUAUCUGGGGUUCCAGGAGCCUAUGUGUUAUGGUAUCGUCCACUCUACCGUGCUUUCAGGAAUGAAAGCGCUCUGAAGUUUGGGUGGUUUUUCAUGUUUUACUUGCUUCACAUUGGCUUCUGUAUCUUUGCUGCGGUUGCGCCUCCGGUCGUUUUCAAAGGAAAAUCUCUGGCAGGUAUCCUGCCAGCCGUGGAUCUCAUAGGCAAGCAUGUUUUGGUUGGGAUCUUCUACUUCAUUGGUUUCGGACUGUUCUGCCUGGAGUCGGUCCUCAGCAUUUGGGUUAUACAGCAAGUAUACAUGUAUUUCCGAGGCAGUGGGAAAGCAGCAGAGAUGAAGCGCGAAGCUGCUAGGGGAGCGAUGAGAGCAGCAAUAUAGACGACUGACGACUCCAAUGAAUGUAGACAGACGAAUUGCUUAGCCCACGUAAAGAGUAUUUCAUGUAUUGAGUGUUCCAUUUUUUGUAAUGAUAAUAAGUUUACUGUUUUAUUGGUGAGAAGACUUGUGAGGGAAGAAGUAGAAAGAAGAGAUAGAAGCUCUACCUUAACCUGCCCGACCUUUGUUAUGUUUGUAAAUGGUGUUGUUUGCAUUAAUGCUCUCGUUUGCGUUCCAUUU
Messenger RNA from Sesamum indicum (sesame), 1367 nucleotides. It is a transcript of the gene SC3, whose product is annotated as secretory carrier 3. Gene Ontology annotation, cellular component: recycling endosome membrane; trans-Golgi network membrane. The record is from RefSeq and is a predicted model, not a curated record. Lineage: Eukaryota; Viridiplantae; Streptophyta; Magnoliopsida; Lamiales; Pedaliaceae. Gene Ontology annotation, biological process: protein transport.